UCAGCUCAGUGCCGAGCGGCGGUGCCCCGAGCACAGUGAUCAGCUCGCCCUGACCGAGUCCGUGACCGUUCGCGUGUUGCCAUGAAGCAACACAGAUUCAAUAAAAUAAGCUCAUAUAAUGCUAAAAUUACCCAAAGGCCUUAAAAAGAAGAAAAAGGGUAAAAAGUCUAAGCGUAAAGGGGAGGAAGAACUUUUUACAGAAGAAGAAUUAGAAAAAUAUAGAAGAGAACAUCAACAGCAACAAACUGAAAGUGGAGAUACUGCCGUAAAAGAAAAUGAAGAGUGGUCGAAAUUCAAAGAUUUGACGACUGGAAUAGAUUCUGUGCUUAAGAAAACUCAAGGUGAUUUAGAUCGAAUCAAAUCUACUUCAUUUUUUCAACGCGUUCAACCUAAAGAGGAGGAGCCGCAAAUCAAAGAAGCUCCCACGAGGCCUGUCGUAGAAGUCACUGAGGCUGAUUUCCCUCAACUUUUACAAACUACAACUGAUGCUGAUGAAGAUAAAAGUGACUACGGAUUAACUGAUGAAGAGUCCGAGGAAGAGGAACAGGACGACAUCUUUGACACUUCUUACGUGGAAGCCGUUGAACGCGGCGAAGUAAAACUCGCAUACGUACCAGACUCCCCUGAAGAAUUUCAAGACGAUGGAUUGUUUGAUACAUCUCAUGUCGAAGCGUUAAUCAAAGGACAAGACAUUAAGAGUAAGGGGGACAAAAAGACCUUAGACAUUGGAGUCGCCGUUGAAGUUCUUACGGGUCGCAUUGAUAAUUUAACUGUUACAUCCAAAAAGCGCAAACGAAUAAUUCCUGGAGAUCUCUUAUUAGAGAGUGUUGACUCAGAAUUGCCAGUAGUUGCAAAAACUACCGAGAAUGAACCAAUAGAAUCAAGUAUAUUGGAUGCUGAUACUGACAUUCCUAUAACAACACCUAUCGAUCUGAGUGUAUCUCUCCAUACGUCGCUAUUACAACAAAAUAAAAGCAUCAGUAAAGAAAGUAUUUCAGACCCUGCCAGUGGCGACACAAAAAAAACAAAAACUGACGAAGAUGAGGAUGAUGAAUUUACAUUAUUAGCAACAGAAUCACUUGAAACAAAACCUCAAGUAAUAAAACUAGAAGAAAAAGAAAUUAAAGUCGAACCCGUCAUUAAAGAAUCCUGGUCUGCUUUUGAAGCCGACAAAAACGAGUCUGUUUUUGCGGAAGGCAUAGUUGAAGACCAAAUUGAAAUAUUAGAUCCGUAUUUAGACCAAGAUGAUCCUUUUGAUACUAGUUUCGCUGAUUCUGUGAUACCGACUACACAAUCAGUAAAAAUUGAAUCAAAACCAACCAUAUUAGAAGACGACGAAGACUUUGAUCCUCGUGCGGAAGAAGUUCGUGAAAAAUUAAAUAAUCGACGUAAAUCAUCUGUGAGAAUACAUUUAACAAAUCCUUUGGGCGUAAGAGAAUCAAUAACAUCGGAUGAUAUCAUUGAAACUGACGUAAAUAAAGUACCACGCGAUUUAUUAGGUGGUAGUAGUACUGAUUUAAGUCAGUUAGGGGAUUCGCCACUAGAUCCAUUGGAUGCAAACAAUUCUGAUAUAGAUCCGUUUGACACUACCAUUGUGGACAAAGUCGUAGCACCAGGAAGAGUUGAACUAAAAUUAUUGGAGCAAGAAUUGAUCGGUGCUACGCAAUCUGUUAUCUAUCGCGUGCCAAGUGAUCCGGAUUUCGAUCCACGAGCUGACGAGCCUAAACAACAGGAGCGAAGAGCAUCGCGACCAGAGAAUCUUACUGUUAGUAAAAGUGUUGUAUUUAAUGUUGAUGGUGUAGAAAGUACUAAUCUUGAUUCCAAAUCCAAGCCAAUUAAGCCUUUAACUCCAUAUUACACAAAAGAGCUUUCAAUAACCGAGGACAUAAGCGAGACUGGUGAGCUUAUUGACAAAGUCAGCGAACAAUUGAGUCGAACUCGCUCCGACGAAGAUUUGUCUAACAAUAUAAAAUACGUAACUAAAAGACGUCAUUCAGAAUAUCCUCAACUAAAAGGCACAAAAAAUAAUUUUGACGCAACUGAUCUUUUUAAUACUGGCAAUUUUGACAUACAAGCUAAAGUACUUCUGCCUUCAGGACUAAAGUUAGAAAAGGACAACGUUCAGGAAGUUGAAGAAGAUCCGUUUGAUACUUCCUUUGCGUCUGAUAUUAAACCGAGUAAAACAGAAUUAAAAUUAUUAGCCAAAGAAUUCGAUGUCGAAGAUUCUAAAGUUAUUUCUGAAUCUGAAGGAGAUCACGACUUUUUAGAGACAUCGGACGAUAUUUUCCAAGUUAAAGCUCUAACACCACAGCCUGUAGGUUUAACGCAAUCACAAGAGGACUUUGACCCUUUCGAUACUUCUUUUGCAACGGCUCUGAAUCCUGGAAAAACAGAGUUAAAUAUGAACGAGCCGUCGGCCCCGGCAACAGCUGAUGUACUUAAUCCUUUUAUGAUGGCCGACAUUGAAUCGUCAGCGUUAACAGGAGACAAUCCAUUUGUAGCUAGCAAUCCCUUUUCAGACUUUGGAGAAAAUUAUGAGCCACCUGUCGGUGAUACAGUUCCUGUUGAUAUUUUUGGAGGAGAAAGUCCAACAAACUUGGGCGCUAAAAACUUUGAAAAUAACCCAAUGGAUAUGUUUAUAGGUCAACAGUCGGACUCAGAAAAGUUUACAAAACCAACAGAAUUAGAUCUGGUCUCUACCAUAGUGGAUUCACCGAGUCCAACCGUAGGCGAAACGUGCAAUCGUGAGCCGCCUACACAUUCACUUCCUCCUGAAACACAAAACUUAAUUUUAAGUGUGACCGGUCAAAUGGAAUUUACCAGUUCUCACCUACUCGAUCGCAUUCCACCAACUCGAACACCCAGCCCGGUAUCGGUCCGAGAUAUUCAUUCUCCGAGCCCUACGCCUGAUCCGGAUUCCCAUGAGGAGGGAGCAACGAUUGAAAAUGUCGACGACAGCAAAAAUAAGCCAGCAAGGCCGCCACCGGCACGACCCCCGCGGCCAGCGCCGCCUAGCGUCGUGCCCCCACGACCUCAGGCACCGCCCUGCGCUGUGCCCCCACGACCUGAAGCGCCGCCCAGCGUCGGGGAACCGCGGCAAGUAAUGCCAUCGGAUGACAUAAACCUUUUUGAUGCACCUGUCCCCGUAGUCACAAAACCAACAAAGGAAGACAUUUUAAGUUUGUAUUCCGCCCCGAAAAAAGAAGAAAAACAAAUCGAUUUCUUAAGUGGUGAUUUAGAAGAUAUGCAUUCAGACUCGUGCACUGAAAUACAGCCUUCGAUGAAAAGUAUGAUUACAACAAUAAAUUCCAAUACGUCAAUGUUUCAACAUAACAUUGUGAGCACCGACAAUGUAAUGGAUGAAACUGCUAUUCCUAUGGAUUGCUCUGAACCCAUGGAUAUUUCACAAACAAAUACUUCACCUUUCAUGGAAGAUAUUGAUGAAAAGUUCCAAGAAUUGACGGAAUUAGAAAAAAAUCCAUUCGACACUGACGACCAAAUCGAUGACGAUUUGCCAAGCUUUGGCAAUGGUGUCUCUGAUAUAUUUUCAUCACAACCUGAAGACGCUUUUAUGUCAUCGAGUACAGAGGCUCAAGAAAAUCAAAACGAAGCGGUUGUACAAGCCCAACCCACUGAACAAUUUCCGGAAGCAGAACACAAAAUAUUUGUAGAAUCCCACGGAGGAACAGUGGUUAAUGAAGACAUCGCCUUUAAUACGGAUAGUAGUUACGGCGGGAACAAUACAGGUGUUCCGUCCACUUCUGACCUCGGCUGGGAUACAUCCGAAACCAUCGUACAGGAGUCUGGCCAACCAUCCGAGGAUGCGUUCGACGCGUUUUCCGCUAAAUUUGAGUCUGCAACCCCCAGCCACAUGCACACGGAUGCGUGGGGUGACAACGGCGGCGCGGAGGCGGCGCCGAGCGGGUUCGAGGCGGAGGCUUUCGACCCCUUCCUGAGUCUUCAGGCGCCGCCGCCCGCAGCUACGCCGUGCCUCGAUCGCCAGGGGUCACGAGACUCCGCCGAUGAUACGUUCACCGUAUUUAUUAGACCCAAAGACGACACGGCCGGAGCAGAGUCGGCGGUGCCCGUGCUGGCUCCGCCACCACGUCCGCACGCGCUGCCGGAGUCUCCGCGCACCAACCCAUUCGACAAGGGCGAAGCUGAACUACAGACCGGAAUCGACACGCAAUUUGAAGAUAGCCGUCGGCGUUCUGGUGGGGGCGGGGAGACGCCGCCCACGCCGCUGUUUGACGAGGACGUAUCGGCGCCGCUGGAGGACUUUCCGCGCACCACGUACACCGGCCCGGGCUGGGAGAUGCACCUCCGACAGCCCAAUAAGAAAAAAAUUACCGGCCAAAGGUUUUGGAAGAAGAUGUUCGUGAGGCUGGUAUAUGUGGGCGAGUCGCCGGCUGUGCAGUUGCUGGGCUCUGCGACGGACAAGGAGCCGCUGCAGGAGCUGCCGCUUCAGGCCUGCUACUCCGUAUCCGAUGUCGGCGCGCAGCAGUUCGACCAGUUCGGCAAGAUUUUCACGGUCAAGCUACAGUAUGUCUUCUACAAGGAACGCCCAGGCGUCAGGCCAGGGCAAGUGACGAAGGCAGAACGCAUCACCAGCAAACUGUCACAGUUCGCGGCGUACGCCAUGCAAGGCGACUACCAGGGCGUCAAAGAGUUUGGCAGUGACCUACGCAAGCUUGGCCUGCCCGUCGAGCACGCGCCGCAGGUGUCGCAGCUGUUCAAGCUGGGCUCGCUGAGCUACGAGGACGUGAAGCAGUUCUCGUGCUGCGUAGAGGAGGCGCUAUUUCGGCUGCCUGCGCACCGCGACCGCGCGCUCACCUACAAAAUGGAGGAGGUGCAACUGACUGCCGUGGACGAGCUGCACGUGGAGCAGGACGCGGAGGGCGGCGUGCUGAAGCAGAUAGCCCGCGUGCGGAUCUUUUUCCUUGGCUUCCUCAGUGGCAUGCCGGAUGUGGAGGUGGGGCUGAACGACCUGCGGCGGCAGGGGCGCGAGGUGGUGGGCCGUCACGACAUCAUCCCCGUCGCCACCGAGGAGUGGAUCCGCGUCGAGAACGCAGAGUUCCACGCCUGCGUGCAGCCGCAAGAGUUCGCCGAAUCACAGAUACUCAAGUUCAAGCCGCCCGACGCGUGCUACAUAGAGCUGAUGCGGUUCCGUGUGCGGCCGCCCAAGAACCGCGAGCUGCCGCUGCAGCUGAAGGCGGCCUGGUGCGUCGCCGGCAACAAGGUAGAGCUGCGCGCGGACGUACUGGUGCCGGGGUUCGCGUCACGCGCGCUGGGCCAGGUGCCAUGCGAGGACGUCGCCAUCCGCUUCCCGAUCCCCGAGUGCUGGAUAUAUCUGUUCCGUGUCGAGAAGCACUUCCGAUACGGCUCCGUGAAGUCUGCGCACCGACGCACCGGCAAGAUCAAAGGCAUCGAGCGCUUCCUGGGCGCCGUGGACACGCUCCAGGAGUCUCUGAUCGAGGUGACAUCGGGCCAGGCCAAAUACGAGCACCAGCACCGCGCCAUCGUGUGGCGCAUGCCACGCCUGCCCAAGGAGGGCCAAGGCGCGUACACGACGCACAACCUGGUGUGCCGCAUGGCGCUGACCUCGUACGACCAGGUGCCGCCGGAGCUGGCGCCGCACGCCUUCGUCGAGUUCACCAUGCCGGCGGCGCAGGUCAGCCACACCACCGUGCGCUCCGUCUCGCUGCAGAACCACGACGCCGACCCGCCCGAGAAGUACGUGCGCUACCUCGCGCGCCACGAGUACAUCGUGGGCAUCGAGAGGACGAGCGGGCAGGCGGCGCCGGCGUACGCGCUGGCCGCCGCCGCGCCGCCCACCGCAUCGCCCGCCGCCGCACCCGCGGUCCCCGAGCGCGCCCCUUCCUCCGACUCCGACUCCGACUGAGUACACUGAACAGAAAGAAAAUGUUGCGCACCGACCGAGCUACCACCUGCGCUAAAAGGCUACUGCUCUCCGCAACGCGCGUCCUCCGCACCGCGGACUGCCGCAGCGCGCGUCCUCCGCACCGCGGACUGCCGCAGCGCGCGUCCUCCGCACCGCGGACUGCCGCACCGCGUGGCCUCCGUACCGCGUUGCCUCUGCACCUGUUGCUGAGCAAUCCAUCGCCCGGUGCACGAGUGCGAAUUGCUAUAUAUAAGAAGAGAUUAUAUAAGAAUAAAAAACAUAAGCUUCGUAAGCUUAACAAGACAUGACAUAUUGUUUAUCGAAUAGAUUAAAAAGUAAUAAUUACAGCUAUUGAGAACGCUACCGCAAACGUGGCAUAUUACGUGUGGCGUGCGGUGUGCCAUGUGCUAUGUAGCACGUGACCGAGCUCGUAUCAAUGUAACGCAAUUGUUUCACUGUGAAGUUCAUAUUUUUGUACCCACAUUUCCUGUAGCUAAAGCAUUGUAUCGUAAUGAUUGUGAAUGGCAAUAAAAGUUAUUGUCUGACGGCGCGGUGUGGCCGCACAGCGUGGCCGCACGGCGUGGCCGCGUGGCGUCUUCAUAUUACGGAGACCACUAUUAAUAUAUUUUGAAAUAAUAAUAGUUGAAGAUUUUUGUCAAGUAGAAUAUAUGAUCGGACGGUAGAAGCGGCCGUCGGCGCUGGAGUGGUACGACCCGAUGCGGCCCGCCAUCGGUCGCGUCCUCCGACCACCACGGCUAUGUGUUGUAGUGUAGGGUCAUAGUAUUGUUAGCGACAAGCUCGUACAAUGUCAUACUGAUUGUAUGUAAUAUAGUAACUAUGUUAUAAUAAUUAUAAGUUUAGAAUAUUCUAGCAAGCGAAAAGUUUGUCUUGUCUAUUGUGUUAUUUUGUCAGUGUUCCAGAUCACAGUUCAAAGUUAGUUACGACGUGAAAUAUAUCUUUAUUUAGCAGAUAUUAGUGAAACUAUAAAUAUUCACAUAUGACUAUAAUGUAAAUGUAUAUACGUUACUGUUUUCCUAAGGUAUUGUAUGUGUUUAGUGAAAAAGACAACGCACCCCCUCCUCAUGCGCCGCUCCACUAAAGUCCAAAUGGGUACUGGACAGAUAUGAUGCUCUGCACGCAGUGGGAGCAGUGCGGAGGGAGGAGGAGCAUGUCACGUUGUCGAUCUUAAUCAUAUGUAAACUUAUAUAACUACUAUCAAAUCUACAUUCAUAUAUGAGCUCAAACUCCUAUUAUACGUAACAAAGUUUUCGGUCUUGCAGCAAAUAUUUAAAAUGUAGAGAUAUUAACAUAUUGGAGUCUUUAAAUUCUAUGAUAUUCAGUUAUAAUCCUAUAGGAUGCUAUGUAAAAAUUGAUAUGUUUCUAUAGUUUGUUGUUUCCCUGUCCGCGGGCCCCCCCCCCCCAUGGCCGGCUAUUGUUUUGUUGUCAAUAAACACAUGUA
Papilio machaon (common yellow swallowtail) is the source of this 7361-nucleotide messenger RNA. RefSeq names its product protein stoned-B. Bases 119 to 5902 code for a protein of 1927 amino acids. Gene Ontology annotation, biological process: synaptic vesicle endocytosis; clathrin-dependent endocytosis; regulation of endocytosis. The transcript is spliced from 16 exons. Lineage: Eukaryota; Metazoa; Arthropoda; Insecta; Lepidoptera; Papilionidae. The record is from RefSeq and is a predicted model, not a curated record. Gene Ontology annotation, molecular function: clathrin-cargo adaptor activity. Gene Ontology annotation, cellular component: synaptic vesicle; AP-2 adaptor complex.